Messenger RNA from Rosa rugosa (rugosa rose), 1356 nucleotides. RefSeq lists its product as uncharacterized. Lineage: Eukaryota; Viridiplantae; Streptophyta; Magnoliopsida; Rosales; Rosaceae. The transcript has 3 exons. The coding region runs from base 734 to 1162 and encodes 142 amino acids. The record is from RefSeq and is a predicted model, not a curated record.
UACGGCGUACUUUUAUAUUUCAAAAUCGAAAUAAAUAAUUUAUAGAACCCUUUUACGGCGCACCAUUUUGUCUUUUACAGCGUGCUUCUGAGAUCAAUCACGGCGUGCUUCUGAGAUCAGUUACAGCGCACUUUUUUGGUCAGUUACGGCGCGCUUUUAUAUUUCAAAAUCGAAAUUCAAAAUCUCUAAAACUCUUUUACGGCGCUCUUAUAUGUCUUUCACGGCGUGUAGGCGGGAUCUUUUACGGCGUUCUCUAAACAGGCCGUAAAAGAGUUUUGUCUUUUACGGCAUGCCCAUUUACAGCGCAUUUUUGUGUGCCGUAAUUUGUCUUUUACGGCGUUCAAUGUGGGCCGUAAAAGACCAUUUUUCUGGUAGUGCAUCUUUUCACAUUUGCAGGUCUUUUCCAUGGAGCUCCGCCAACUCGAGGAGCUGGAUGCCCAGCGUCAGGUGAAUGAAGUCCGAGAAGAGACUAUCAGUUUCACCCAACAAGGAGCUUGGAGGCCCAGCAUCAGGUGAAGGAAGUCCGAGAAGAGACUAUCAGUUUCACCCAACAAGGAGCUUGGAGGCCCAACAUCAGGUGAAGGAAGUCCGAGACGAGACUAUCAUUUAUAAGAGGUGGACGACCAAGGCCACAAUCAUAUCGAUCUAAUCGAAGGAAAAGAUAGGCCCACUUGAAUAAAACAACCCCACCACUUUACACUUGGAUUUCAACAGAUCUUCCGUUGACUCGUUGAUGCCGAAAUUGGCACCAACACACAGCAAAGUCGAUAAGUUCUUCUGCAGUAUCCGAAGCGUUAAAGUUCUUGUUAUAAAACAACACACUGCUCAGAAGCUGAUGGAGGAAGGCUUCAUGCAUUUUCUGGAAUCAUUCUAUAAUGUUCGGAAUUUGGGUGUUCGUAUUAGCUCAGAUUUGGAUGACAAGAUGAUUCCAUCAAUAGUCUCUCUUCUCAGAGCAGUGCCUAAUUUCACUUUGGAUAUAAGAUCGCCUCGCGAUAAAGUCUUUUUUUCCGGUGGACCUGUUGAAUCAUCAUUCGAUAGUGGUCAUUGGCAACUGCAAGAACUCGACUUCAUCAAUCGAAUUAAGGAGGUAACAAUAGAGAUUACUGAUGGGUCUAAUGGAAUUGAGUUUGCAAAGUAUAUAUGUGCUGGAGAAUUCUCCUAGUUUGAAGAAAAUGUUCAUCAUAUGUGCACCCACUCAAAAAUCAAGCUUGAUGGAAGGGUUUAGGAGAAGUAGGGUUAUAAACCCUAUCAUGAUUGUCUUUCUGGCUCAAGACAACAAGAAUAAAGUAAUAAUUACUUAAUUAGUGCUCAUUAGGGGCACAUGUAUUUGCUUCAUAGUUCAUAUAUAAAUAGUAC